Molecule: messenger RNA, 4146 nt
Organism: Entelurus aequoreus (snake pipefish)
Lineage: Eukaryota; Metazoa; Chordata; Actinopteri; Syngnathiformes; Syngnathidae
Gene: best2
Product: bestrophin 2
Exons: 9
Coding region: 1595-3508 (637 amino acids)
Molecular function (GO): chloride channel activity
Source: RefSeq, a predicted model, not a curated record
GAAUGUGAGUGUGAAUGUUGUCUGUCUAUCUGUGUUGGCCCUGUGAUGAGGUGGCGACUUGUCCAGGGUGUACCCUGCCUUCCGCCCGAGUGCAGCUGGGAUAGGCUCCAGUACCCCUCGGGACCCUGAGAGGGACAAGCAGUAGAAAAUGGAUGGAUGAAUGGAUAUAUAUUACAAGUAUUUGUAAACAAAUGUAACAAUUUAAGACAAUGUAACAAUACCAACUAAACUAAAAAAUUGCCUUUAUUAUUCCAUUACAUAAAAAUAAAGUCAAUGGGUGAAGAGAGGGGCAGAGCUUUUAACCGAUCACCACAUGGUGGUGAGUCGGCUCCAAUGGUGGGGGAGGAUUCCAGACAGACCUGUAAGGCCCAAACGCACAACGAGGGUCUCCUGGGAACGUCUGGCAGAGUCUCCUGUCAGAGAAUUUUAAUUCCCACCUCCGGAAGAACUUGUUAUGAGGGAAGCGCUGGACAUUGAGUCCGAGAGGACCAUAUUACGUGCCUCUAUUGUUGAGGCAGUCGUUCAGAGCUGUGGCGGCUAGGUGUUCGGUGCCUGCCGUGGCGGUGAUUUCAGAACCCGUUGGUGUACACCAGCAGUUAGGGAUUCCGUCAAGAUGAAGGAGUCCUACCGGGUCCUUUUGGCUCAUGAGACUCCGGAGGCAACAGACAGGUACCGGCAGACCAAGUGGUGCGCUGCUUUGGUGGUAGCAGAGGCAAAAACUCGAACAUGGGAGGAGUUCGGAGAAGCCAUUCUGGACCACUAUCUACCGCCUCAGCUGGGGGAAACUGUGCACUUUCAAUACACUGUAUGAUAGGGAUGGUGUGCUAUUGACCUCGACUCGGGACGUUGUGAUACGGUGGGAAGAAUACUUUGAUGACCUCCAAAAAUCCCACCUACACAUCUUCCAAUGAGGAAGCAGUGCCUGGGGACUCUGUGGUGGGCUCUCCUAUUUCUGGGGCUGAGGUUGCUGAGGAAGUUAAGAAGUUCCUCGGUGGCAGGGCCCCGGGGAGGGAUGAGAUUUGCCUGGAGUUCCCUAAGGCUCUGGAUGCUGCGGGACUGUCUUCGGUGGCGGUGCCUCUGAAUUGGCAUGUGUUUUGUGGACUUGGAGAAUGCAUUUGACUGUGUUCCUCGGGAAGUCCUGUGGAGAGUGCUCAGAGUAUGGGCUAACCGACUGCCUGAUUAUGGUGAGGGUUGGACUCCGCCAUCGCUGCCCUUUGUCACCGGUUCUGUUUACAACUUUUAUGGACAGAAUUUAGGCUUAGUCAGGGCCUUGAGGGGAUCCGGGUAUGUGGCUACAGAAUUAGGUCUCUGUUUUUUUGCGAAUGGUGUAGUCCUGCUGGCUUCAUCUGGCCAGGAUUUUCAGCUCUCACUGGAUUGGUUCGCAGCGAGAGUGUGAAGCGACUGAGAUGAAAAUCAGCACUUCCAACAAGUCUGGGUCUGCGGUUCUGGCCCCGAAAAGGGUGGAGUGCCAUCUCCGGGUUGGGGAGGGGAUUCUGCCCCAGGUGGAGAAGUUCAAGUACCUCGGGGUCUUGUUUACGAGGGAAGGAACAUUGGUAUCUCCCAGGAUUUUAAAGGUUUCCUAAUUAGGCAUAAAAUGAUGAUUAAGACAUUAAUAGCCAUAUUCUUCAAUAUUUGCUGCAAAAGCAGGUGUCAGCAAGGUGAUUCCAAACAGUUUAUUUUGAGGCUGUGCAUGCUGGCUGUCCCAAUGACCGUCACCUACACGGCCAGAGUCGCCAACGCUCGCUUCUGUGGCUUCUCCAAGUUGCUUUUGGCAUGGAAAGGCAGCAUCUACAAGGUGUUAUACAAAGAGUUCCUGGCUUUCUUUGCCAUGUACACGGCCAUCAGCAUCACAUACAGAUUCUUUCUUCCUGAUGAUCAGAAGAGGUAUUUUGAGAAGCUGGCAAUUUAUUGCAACUACUAUGCAAGUCUCAUCCCCAUGUCUUUUGUACUAGGCUUCUACGUGACCUUGGUGGUAAACCGCUGGUGGAACCAGUACACCAGCAUCCCACUCCCCGACCGGCUCAUGUGUGUCCUCUCGGGGGGCCUCCAGGGCAGUGAUGAGCGGGGCCGGCUGCUCAGACGCACCAUGAUGCGCUACGCCAGUCUGUCGGCCCUGCUCAUCCUCAGAUCUGUCAGCACGGCGGUCUUCAAGCGCUUCCCCACCAUAGACCACGUGGUGGAGGCAGGGUUCAUGACCAGAGAGGAGCGCAAGAAGUUUGAAGGCCUUCACUCUCCGUAUAACAAAUACUGGAUCCCUUGUGUGUGGUUCACCAACCUGGCUGCUGUGGCCCGCUGUGAGGGCCGGAUCAAAGAUGAUCAUACGCUCAAGUUGCUACUGGAGGAGCUGAAUGGAUUCCGGGGAAAAUGCAGCAUGCUGUUUCACUAUGACAUGAUCAGCGUUCCUUUGGUCUACACUCAGGUGGCGACUUUGGCCGUGUAUAGUUUUUUCCUGGUGUGUCUAAUUGGUCGUCAGUUCCUGGAUCCUGAACAAGGUUAUCCAGGGCACGACCUGGACCUCUACGUGCCGAUCUUCACCUUACUGCAGUUCUUCUUUUACGCGGGCUGGCUCAAGGUUGCAGAGCAGCUGAUCAACCCUUUUGGAGAAGAUGACGACGACUUCGAAACAAAUUGGUUGAUUGACAGAAAUUUCCAGGUGUCCAUGAUGGCGGUGGAUGAGAUGUAUGGAGAUGUGCCAAUGAUUGAACGGGACCGCUACUGGAAUGACUCGAACCCCAGACCUCCCUACACAGCUGCAACCCUCUUUGUCCUUCGCAAACCCUCCUUUCAGGGCUCCACUUUCGACAUGGCGAUCCCCAAAGAGGAGAUGCACUUCCAGCCCCUGGAGGAGAUCGCUGAGAACAUGGAGGAGACAGUCAGCCGCCACCCCAACAUGGCUCUCUUCAACCGGCUCCUGAACGCGGCCCCCUCGCCCACCGGCCUCAUGGGCGGAGCCCUGCGACGCACCUCGGCCCAGCUGCAGCGUCUGCACCACUCCCCCAACACCGACCCGUGCAACAGCGACGACGACGACAGCGAGAGUUGCAAGAUCGGCAAAGGAGGGUCUUUGCCUUCUGGACUGGGUCAGGACACCCAGAGCACGAUUUGCAGUUUCAGGGAGGAGAAGAGCGCCAGAGUGCCUCUGCUGGACAUUGAUUUCCAUGGACAAGCAGCAGACACCACCAGGCAGGUGGAUCAGAGCAUCGGGGAAGAAAGCCACACCAGAGAGGAGGAAGAAGAGAAAACUGAGGUCAGUUUUCCCUCUGGAGAGACUCCACCGGACUCCGCCAUUCCCAUUACCCCCCAACAUCAUUCUGCUUUCCUAUUUCACCCGUCUUCCUCUCGUCUGGAGCACUGCAGCUCCCAGCCCAUCAUCAACCACCACAGAGUGGUGCCCGCCUUUGCCCAACCUUCUUUGGGUCAGCACACGAUGUCCUUCCUCACUGUGCCAUCUAUUGAGCCCCAGCGCCUCCGAAGUGUCAGCAUGGGGUCAGAGCUGACUGGGACUUAAGUGCACCACACUUCCAUGUCAUAUGAACUUUGUUACUGUCAUGCUGGAUUCAGUGCAUCUAAGUCAGUGUUUUUCAACCACUGUGCCGUGAGAUAUUAUCUAAUUCCACCUAUUUGGGUUAAAAAUAUUUUUUGCAAACCAGUAAUUAUAAUCUGCAAAUGAUGUGUUGUUGUUAAGUGUCGGUGCUGUCUAGAGCUCGGCAGAGUAACCGUGUAAUACUCUUCCAUAUCAGUAGGUGGCAGCCGGUAGCUAAUUGCUUUGUAGAUGUCGGAAACAGCGGGAGGCAGUGUGCAGGUAAAAAAGUGUCUAAUGCUUAAACCAAAAAUAAACAAAAGGUGAGAGUCCCUAAGAAAAGGCAUUGAAGCUAGGUGAAGGCUAUGCAGAACGAAACUAAAACUGAACUGGCUACAAAGUAAACAAAAACAGAAUGCUGGACGACAGCAAAGACUUACUGUGGAGCAAAGAUGGCGUCCACAAUGUACAUCCGAACAUGACAUGACAAUCAACAAUGACACCACAAAGAAGGAUAAAAACAACUGAAAUAUUCUUGAUUGCUAAAACAAAGUAGAUGCGGGAAAUAUCGCUCAAAGGAAGACAUGAAACUGCUACAGGAAAAUACCAAAGACAGAAAAAAAGCC